AAAAAAAGAAAAAGGAAUAUAUUGCGGCAUAGGUUUGUCUAACGUUAAGAAUUUCAAAAUAUUUAAUAAGCGGAUCCAGGUCUAAGCAAGAGCUGCAAAUAUUGACCCACGGCUUUAUUACUAGAAAUGUCUGAUUCCGGUUGGAAUACAAUUGAUUCAGAUGCGGGAGUAUUUACAGAAUUAGUGGAGAAAUUAAAUGUUUCUAAUAUUGAAAUCAAUGAUCUUUAUUCAAUUGAUUCAGACUCUUUACGAGCAUUGAAUCCAGUUUAUGGAGUUAUUUUCUUAUUCAAGUAUGGACCUGUAGAUCGAAAAUAUGCCAACGAUGGAAAUAAGCCAUUAGAAGGAGAGUAUGAUAUUGACUAUCAAACUAAGGAUAUUUUCUUUGCCAAUCAAACAAUUCAAAAUAGUUGUGCUACUCAAGCAGUAUUAAAUAUAUUAUUGAAUAAAUAUAAGGAAGUAAAUAUUGGAGAAGAUUUAUCAAAUUUCAAAUCAUUUGUGGUUGGAUUUGAUAGUGGUAUGAUUGGUGAAACCAUACUUAAUAGUGAAUUAAUACGAACAGUUCAUAAUUCGUUUUCUCCACCAUCAUCAUUUAUAGAUAUUGAUAAGGCAAAACCACCACCAGAUUAUUAUGAUAAAGAUGAUGGAAUAUUUCAUUUUGUGGGUUAUAUUCAAUCAAAUGGAUAUAUUUACGAAUUAGAUGGAUUAAAGAAUUAUCCAAUUAAACAUAUUGAAUGUAAAUCUAAUGAAGAAUUUUAUGAAAAAUUACCAAGUGUAAUAUUUAAAAGAAUGCAACAUUAUGGUGAUGAAUUAAGAUUUUCAUUAUUAGCUGUAACGGAUAAUAAAUUAGAAAAUGCUAAAAAAUUAGGGGAUGAUUAUGAAACUAAUACUCAAUUAUUAAAACGAGAAUCUUGGAAGCAUGAAAAUGAAUUAAGACGUCAUGAUCAUACAGGGUUACUAGUGCGAUUAUUAAUUAAUAUAAGUAAAUCUAAAAAUGAUAAUGAAUGGGAAAAAUUAUUAUCCGAUGCUAGAAAGAUAGGUGGUGCUAAAUUAUUACAAACCAUUGGUACCAAAAAUAAAUCUUAGAUAGAAUAUAUAUUAUUAUAUAAUAUCAUUAU
This is a messenger RNA of Scheffersomyces amazonensis, 1115 nucleotides long. RefSeq names its product Yuh2p (gene YUH2). The coding region runs from base 127 to 1083 and encodes 318 amino acids. Gene Ontology annotation, biological process: protein deubiquitination; ubiquitin-dependent protein catabolic process. NCBI's taxonomy places the organism in Eukaryota, Fungi, Ascomycota, Pichiomycetes, Serinales, Debaryomycetaceae. Gene Ontology annotation, cellular component: cytoplasm. The transcript is spliced from 2 exons. Gene Ontology annotation, molecular function: cysteine-type deubiquitinase activity. The record is from RefSeq and is a predicted model, not a curated record.